Messenger RNA from Trichomonas vaginalis G3, 717 nucleotides. Its product is annotated as glycine-rich protein family. The record is from RefSeq and is a predicted model, not a curated record. Bases 1 to 717 code for a protein of 238 amino acids. The transcript has a single exon. NCBI's taxonomy places the organism in Eukaryota, Parabasalia, Trichomonadida, Trichomonadidae.
AUGUUCGAAAGGUCAAUAUUAUAUGUACAAGAAUUCAUAUGGAGGGGGGGUCAGGGACAAUUCGGGGGAGGCGGAUCAAGUGAUAUCCGUCUUUUAUCAGGAGAAUAUGAUGAUUUCGAAUCUCUGAAAAGCAGAAUCAUCGUUGCAUCAGGUGCAGGAGGUUCAGACUCUAAAGAUCAAGGAGGUCCAGGAGGAUCAUUAAAAGGAUACAACAGCACACAAAACAAAGGUAAAGGAGGGACACAAACAUUUGGAGGCAUCGGCAUUGAAAAUGGUAAAUUUGGAAAAGGAGGUGGUGAAAACAGAACAAUUGGACUAGAACAAUAUCACCUCGGAACAUCAGGAGGUGGUUCAGGAUACUUUGGUGGUGGAACAUCAGAUGAUUAUGGUUCAGGUGGUGGAAGUUGUUACAUCAGUGGACAUGAAGGUUGUGUUUCUGUCAUCAAAGAAUCAAAAAUGGAUAAUAUAUCUUUCAAAACACAAGGAGAUAUCAGUAUCCACUAUUCAGGAUUUAAAUUCGAAAGAACAGUUAUUGAUGAUGGAAAAUAUGAAAUGAAAUCUCCAAAUGGUACAUUCGAAAUCGGACAUCUUGGAAAUGGAUUUGUUCGAAUCACAACAAUAUUUGACAUAUCAGAAAUUUCUUGUAAUUUUAUUCCUUACUAUUCUAUAAUGCAUUAUUUUGUAUUUCAGAUAUUUUUAUCAUCUUUAAUCUAUUGA